CAGGGGUUUAAUCUGUGAAGAUUUGACUUUCACUACGCCCACAUCGCUUGCGCCUUGCCUUUGGCUCGAGCUGGUUAACCCGCCCCUGGCGCCGUGCUUGGCAACCCCGAGCGACCGGCCGGUCCUCAGCUUCCGAAACGGGGCCAUUCACGUCCCCACCACAGCGUGCCAAUGACGGCCUUGGAAAAGACCGCAGCGCUCCUGAGCGUGGUGGAGCAGGGCAGAGACGCCUUCCUGAACCAGCUGAGCAGCCGUCGCCGCGCCGGCGACUCUGACUCGCGUCUGCGCAACCGCGAGGAGCCCCGGGGCAAAGUCUCCGACUACGGCACCGAGAGGUUCUUGUGGAACAAUCGGGAGUGCUACGGCACCAAGUUCCACGUGGAGGUUUUGUGCGACAAUCAGGAGGAGGUUUUGAGCCAACUGGCGCAAGACGCUUCGCGACUGCACGAGCAAUUUGGCUACAUCACCAAGUUCAAUUCCAAGGACCAGAUCUGCACGGGGCAGGCGGUGCACCUGGCCGCCAGCCGCGGGCACCUCAUCUUGGUGGAGCUGUUGCUCGAGAAGCGUGCCAGCGUGAACAGCAUGGUGCGCAGAGAUGGGUAUGAGCACUACGACGUCUUCCACGCUGCAGUCUUUAAGGAGGGCCGCGGCGGCGAUUCCGGGAUGAUCCGAUUCCUCUGCGCCAUGAAUGCUGACCCCAACGGCACCAACUUGAAUGGCCUCACGAGCCUACACGUCGCCUUUCAGACGGGGAACGAGGACACCAUUCGAGCUGUCCAGGUGGAGGCGAAGAGAUUGGCGCCUCAGGCAGAGGAGAGUGACACCGACGUGGAAAAGGAGGUGGAUUUCGAUGACCACAAGCGCGAGGAAACGCCCUUGGAGGUUGGCAUCAGGUGGGGCAAGAUGAACAAGGAGUCUUUGUCCCGUGCGGCGCCUCUCCACAUUGGCAGCCUCAAGGUCUUCAUCCACCGCGCGCCGGAAGUCAUCCCCAUCUUCCUGAACCGCCUGCGCAACCGUGCCAAGACCGACGAGAACUUGUCCAUGCAGCUCUCCCGAAAGCUGAAAAGCAAGGACAUCGCUCGCCUGCUGCGAGACUUCCCAGAGGCCGCGGCCGCGCUGCUGGAGGGCGUCACGGACCGGCCCAAAGUCACCUCCGAGGGAUGGCAUCCCUUGCCCUCCCGCGUGAGUUUUGCGCAGCGCACCUGGUUCAGGAGACUGCUGCGGCCGCUGAUCGUCAACCGCCACUACCUUGUCUUCUACAAGCCUGAGAUGGAGUGGGGCUACGACGACGCGAAGUAUGAGCCUCCGGCAUGGCACCAGCAGCUGGAAGCCUGGAAGGAUCCACCGACCUUCGACGCACACAUCCAGGUUUGCUGCAUCCCCAACCUGAUCUCCCCCGCCUUCUUCUCCGCCCUCCUGGAGCCCUCCGUCUCCGGGGAGCCCACGCUCUUCCUCUACGAGAACAGCGCCAUCCGCGCCGCAGUGUCCUUUACCUUCUGGAACGGCGCGGUCUGGGCAGAGCUCGUGCACUUCCUGAUGUCUUUGUGGGGCCUCACCUUGCUGGUGGUGGAGUCCUGGAUGGCCCACGAGGCGGCGGUGGAGUCCGAGCUGGAGAAGCAGCGGCUCUGGAGCGUCUUCGAGCCCAGCUUCGUGGGCAGCAGCGUGCCGCGGGGCGUGGUGGCGGAUUGGAUCAUCGCCAAAGGCCUGGUGGAUGUUUGCAUGGAGCUGGCGCAGUUCACGGGCUGCUUGAUGAUCCGGGAGCCUUCGGCCUACUUCACAGCAGGCAACCUCAUCGACAUCGUGCGGGGAGGGCUGCCCAUUCUGCUACUCUGGUUCUAUGAGGUCCGUGUGAUCCACCUACUCAUCGUGCUGAUCUAUUGGAUGCGUUUGCUCGAGGGCGUCACCCACUGCGAGACCAUCGGCCACGCGCUGCUGCCGCUCGCGCAGCUGGCCAGCGGCCUCAUGCCCGCGAUGAGUUUCACCCUGGUGGGUUUCUGCGCGCUCACCCACGCCUCCUACGCCGUGCAAGUGCAUCCGGACCACAUGUGGCCGGACACCCUCUUCCAGUCCUUCACACUGCUGAUUACCCAGGGUUUGCCGGAGCACCCGCCCAGCGACAGCCUGGAGCUGCUGGUGCUCUACGUAGGCGUGCUCUUCUUCUCCAUCUUCGUGCUGAAUAUCUUCAUCGGGGUCAUCAGCGAGCAGUACUCCAACGAGAAGGCGAAGGUGAACCUCAUGUUCCAGAGCGUUCGAGCCUCGUGCUGCUUGACCUUCCUGCUGCGUUUGUGUUGCCUGCCCUUCCAGCUGGUGACCAAAGAGACCGCCUCCGCGACCGCGGCGCUUUGCGUGAUUGCCACUCUGGGCCUGCAGGUGGAAUCCCUUUGCUUCAGCAGGCAGCUGCCCGGCUUCGCGCAGCUGGGCGCCUUUGUGACCUGUCAGCUGGUAGCGUACCUGGCGGCGAUCCAGUGCAAGGGCGACGACGUGCCCUGGACUCACCAGGCUCUGAAGCCGCGCUUCGAGAGGCAGGAUCUCACGCGUUCGGACACGUCCUACACUCCGAUGGCGAGUACGGCAGUGGGCGGCAAGGCGGACAAGCGAUACUUAUGGAUCUGCGAGCCAAGGGAGUCAGAUCUCCACCACGGCCCACAUACGCGGGCCGUGAGCAGCGCCUUCAGUCUGCUGGCCGAGAGUUCCAGUUCCGACGAGCAGCUGAAGAUGGUUCGGCAAGCCCUGCGGGAGGAGCUCAGGGAUCGCAGCCGCCAUCCCACGUUGCUGUCGUCAACGGUGCAGGCUGCUCGGUCCACCUCCUCCUGCAAGGCCGCAUAAUCGAGACUGCUGGAGCCAGCUGCAGGGAAGAGGCUGGUGGUCUGACCAUAGCCUGACCGAAUCGCCGUCAACCUGAGGCCGGCGCAUGUUUGCAAAAAUCCGCCAACUUCGGCCAGUAGAAAGUGGCAUGCGUGCAGAAAGUGGGCAAUUGGGCAGACGAGUGUAACCCUGGUUGCGGAAAAAUGGGCUCGUUGCC
Effrenium voratum is the source of this 3022-nucleotide messenger RNA. The record is from the annotation of a GenBank genome assembly. Lineage: Eukaryota; Dinophyceae; Suessiales; Symbiodiniaceae.